CUCUUAGUUCCCAAACCUGAGCUUGCCUCUCGCCCAGAAGAGGCCGAAGAGGAGAUGUUCGUCCCAUUUCCUGUAGCAAGUGAGAGACUCCUAGGCCAAGAUUCAGGGACUGAGAAGAGAAGCUGGGUGAAGAGGGAGACCUCCCAAGAGGAAAAGACGGGGGCUUUGACAGGAUUGUCUCCGUGGAUUGUUCCUUCCGCGAUGGCAGAAGUCCAGGAGCAAAGAUGUGAUGGGAAGAGAAGUCGGCUCAAGAUGGAGGCCUCCCAGGAGGGAAAGAUUGGGACAUUAGGAGAAAUAUCCCAGUGGAACAUUCCCGCGACUGCUGCCCUUCAUGAGCAGAGAUGUGAGAAGAACAGCUUGAUCAAGAUGGAGAACGCUCAGCAGGGAGAGGCCAUGCCAGCAUUAACAGAAAUGAAUCCGUGGAACCUGCCUCUGACGACAGCCUUUUAUGAGCAAAGAUACGAGGCCAGCCAGGAGCUUGAGAGGAAGCGUCCAGAAGAAGAUGGAGGAUCUGGGAGGUUCUCGGAGAGCCUGACGAUUGCCAUGGGAGAAAACUCCAGAACGUGGGACUCGAGACCUAGGAAAUUCUUGGUCUCCAAAUACGGGAGAAAGUGCAACUACAGGUUAGGUUUUGUUAUGAAACAUCCUGCGGAAGACCAUUACGGACAUCCCAUGUCUGGCGAAAACCUCCAGGAAAAAACGUACCUUGUGACACCCCAGAAAAUCCAGCCUGGGAGGAAAGCACACGAUGGUUCUGAGUGCGGGAAGAGCUUCCAGCCGAGAUCUAAGCUGGUUAGACACCAGAGAACCCAUACGGGGGAAAGUUCCUACGAGUGCCUCGAGUGCGGGAAAAAUUUCAUUUCCCGAGCGACGUUAAUGGUGCACCAGAUCAUCCAUACCGGAGAGAAACCGUUCGGAUGUCCUCAGUGUGGGAAGUGUUUCAAUCAGAGAACAAACCUGUUGAGGCACCAGAGGAUCCACACUGGGGAGAAAGUACACGAAUGCCCCAAGUGUGGGAAGAAGUUUUAUCGGAAAGAUAAGCUCAUUCUGCACCAAAGAGUUCACACAGGGGAAAAACCUUACGAGUGCCUCCAGUGUCACAAAAGUUUUACUGCUAAAGAGAAAUUAUUGAGGCAUCAGAGGAUUCAUCUAGGUUAUUGCUCCGCAUCUCACCAGGAGGAUUCCCCAAAGGGCCAUUUUGAGACAGAGAGAAGAGCUCCAGAAUUCAAAAUGGCGGAGAGGCUGGAAGCUCCCGGAAAAGGUGACCACAUCAUCCAGGGGACAAGCUCGAAGGAGUUCUUGGGGCAAACAACUCUGCAAAAUGGCAAACUGCCGCCUCUUGAGAGGUUUCCCCAGCUGUGGGUGGCCCAAUGUCAAGAGUUCCUCAGAGUCCUGCAUCACCAUCACUUAGGGUGGGAAAACCCAACACUGGCCAAACUCGGACCGUGGGAUGAUGCCAAGGCUUUCCUAGCUUCUUUUGAGCAAGUUGCCGAAGCCUGCCGAUGGCCGAGAGGAGAAUGGGCAGCCCGGCUCCUGCCAGCCUUGAGCGGAGAAGCCGAAGGGGCCUUCAGCAGCCUCGAAGCCGGAGACCGGGAGGACUAUGAGAAAGUGAAGGCUGCCAUCUUGCGAAUAGAAGCCAACAGGAUGGAGACGCUGCGCCAGCACUUCAGGCAAUUCCGCUACCAGGGAGUCGAAGAUCCGCAGAGGAUUUAUGGGCAGCUUCGGGAGCUUUGCCACCGGUGGCUGAAGCCAGAGAGACGCAGCAAGGAGCAGAUCCUGGAGCUGCUGAUUCUGGAGCAGUUCCUGGCUAUUCUGCCGCAGGAGAUGCAUGCGAACGUCAAAUCGUGGGAUGCAGAUACAGACUCCCAAAUGCUGGUGGAGGGAUUUCGGAGACAUCCCCAAGAGGCCAAGACUUGGGAAUGGCAGGUGCCACUGGACAAAGUGUCUGUGAGUCCCUCAAGCACGGCAGAGACAACUGAGAGUCGAAUCUAUGCAGAGGCUAAGGAGAAGAUCAACAAGGACCUCUGUUUGCUAGGUGAAGCCAAUGGCAUCACGGCCCCAGAUCACCCUAACGCGGUGCUUCCUCCUGAAGAACAAGACGUGGCUGAAGCUGGGCUCGCAGAGGGGAGUGUGCCUUUGAAUGACGUGGCUGGGGCUUUGGACAACACGGAAUGGUCUACAUUAAACCCCACACAAGGAACAAUGCAUUGGGAAGUCAUGCAGGAGAACUCCGAGGACAUCAGCUCUUUGGGAGGAUUCGUGAUUCCGAAACCAGAGGCGGUGUCCCAAAUGGAACAAGGAGAAAUGGCUUUCCCUCAGGACUCAGAGGCGCACGAGGUGUUUCCUGGGAGCAUUUCAGAUGCUGGUGAACCCCUUAAAAUCAAGGAGGAGGAUUAUCAACAAACACACAAAGAACCCAAUGAAUCAUUCAGUAUCUCACUGGAAAUAUCUCAAGGAAAGGCCUCUCUGGUGGCCGAGAUUCACGAAGAAAAAUGUGAAUCCGAGGGACAACAGGGGGAGAAGCUAGCGGAGAGGUGGGACGAACCCAUUGGGGUUGCAGAAAGGCAUAAGGACAGCCCAAGAUGUACACGAGCAAAUAGGUUUUUACACUACAAGGUCGGGAAGUGGCAUCGCUGCAAAGCAGGACUUGCUGCCAAUCCGAUGAUCCAUUCCGGAAUGACCCCUUACGAAUGCCACCUCUGUGGGAAGCGCUUCCAGAGGAAAAACUACCUUGCCAAACAUGAGAGAAUCCACGUGAGACCCAAAGUGUACCAAUGCUCCGAGUGCAGAGCGAGCUUUGGUCAGAGGGAAGCAUUUAUCCGGCACCGAGGGGCCCACACGGGAGAGAAACCCCACAAAUGUCCUCAGUGCGGCAAAUGCUUCAGCCAGAAGGAAAGCCUGACCAGGCACGAGAAAAUCCAUACAGGAAAGAAGCCGUUCAAAUGCCCUGAAUGUGGGAAGACCUUCUAUCGGAGGGAUUCCUUGGUAAGACACCAGAAGAUCCAUACGGGCGAGAAGCCAUAUAAAUGCUCGGCGUGCGGAAAGAGCUUCAGUCAGAAAGAGGUGCUGCUCAGACACCAGAGAAUCCACACGGGAGAGAAGCCAUUCAUAUGCCAUGUGUGUGGGGAAAGCUUCACUCAGAGAGCCAUCCUAACCAGACACGAGAGGAUCCAUGUGGGGAAAAAGACCUUACUCAUACUCUGAGAAUUCAUGCUUUCCUGUUGCCCUGAAUUUUUUCUUUUUUUUUAAAAAAAAAAGAGAAGCUGCUUGUUUCAUAUUACCUGUUUUGAGGGGGGGCAAGGGCCCUUUUUGUUAAAUCCAAAUAACUGUCGUUUUCUCAGGCGCAAGGCCCAAGUGCCCACAUCACUCUGUGGAAGGGCCUGUGCUUUUCUACCCAGGCAGGUCAAGAUCGACCCUUAGAAAAAUUAGGUUGCCAUGAGGGGGAGAACCUUUGGCUUAAGUCUCCCAGAAAACCAUCUUAUUUAUUUAUUUUGGACUACAUGUGCCAGAAUCCCCAGCCAGUGUGGCUACUUUGGGAGUGGUAGUCAUAAAAAUAAAUAAGAUGUCCAAAGUGCAGCCGUAUUCCAAUACGAGGCUGUUUUGUCUCUUCGUACGGCCAACAUCGGGGCCACAUGACAUUCGUCGUACCUUCCACAUAGGAUGGUUGUGAGGCCAGGAAGUAAAUAGAUAAUCUCAUUUUACUGAGGCUCUGACUAACGCUUGUACUCAACUCUCCCCUGAACCGAACACUGUCCAGACCCUCCCUGGGUAUCUUUGACCAGCUGGUGUGGGAUGUUAGACGACAGUUCCUCAUAAAGUAAUGGCACUAUAUUUUCACUGAUUUUAAUGGGGUUUAAACAGCAGUUCACUCAGUGGUUUACGUAUCUGGCUGAGGAGCCAGCGGUUGUUCGACUCCCCACAGCGCCUCCGGGGAGAAGGAGCCAGCCUGUGUGGCCUUGGGCAAGCUGCACAGUCCCAGAAUUAUCCCCAGAAGAAAGGCUGAGGAAACUGUUUCUGCCUCUUCUUUACUGGGAAAACCCUGAAAAGGGCUGGCGUUAAGUCGGGAUUGACUUCGCAGCACAUGAUUAUAACUACGCAGCAAUAUGGGUUGCAGGGUUUUCUAGGAAAACAUGUUUUAUGUUUGCUGCAUGGCUGUUCAGUUUCUUAGAUAUAUUUCUCCUCAUGUUCUGUUUUGUAUUUGAUUAAUAUUGUGAAGGUCUGUGUUUUUAUUCUUGUUUUUAUUUAAUUGGGCUGGUUUUCACACUUUUUCUAUGUGCCUUGUACAGCGCUUUUUUUUUUUGGAGGGGAAUGGCAGCUAGGAGGGAGAUUAAAGGCUGUUAAGACUUCUGCAAAUAAAGAUCCAGUAUUGGC
This is a messenger RNA of Pogona vitticeps (central bearded dragon), 4371 nucleotides long. The record is from RefSeq and is a predicted model, not a curated record. NCBI's taxonomy places the organism in Eukaryota, Metazoa, Chordata, Lepidosauria, Squamata, Agamidae.